AUGCCCACUUUUACUUCUAGUAACCACACAAUGUCGCCUGAAGAAAGCUACGGUCGCCUCGACGAAUUCCUGUACACCAAUCAGAACAACGCCAUGAGCUUCACAGUCGACGAUGACAACCACGGCAUGGGUCUUUUAUGCGCCCAUUUGAAAGACGAUCAAACGCGUGCUACUACUGUAAGGCUCAACAAGCAUCAAAUUGGAGACUUUAUGAGAAGCCAUGGUUUCAAAUGUGAAUCGCCUUCCCUUCAAGAUCCUUCCACUGCCAUUCGCUGUGUACGCCCUCCUAUGCAACAAUAG
Molecule: messenger RNA, 300 nt
Organism: Lichtheimia ornata
Lineage: Eukaryota; Fungi; Mucoromycota; Mucoromycetes; Mucorales; Lichtheimiaceae
Exons: 1
Coding region: 1-300 (99 amino acids)
Source: RefSeq, a predicted model, not a curated record